AUUUUUUUAAAAAUGUUAUCCCGAAGUUAACGGAUUAAAAAAAACACCGUGUAUUAUGAAGGUUACUAAAGUCGUACCGAGACACAGCGCCCUUGUCAAGAUGACGUAGGUUAUUGGUAUAAUAUGUACACAAUAAUAGUACAUUACUAUAGAGGCCGGGAAACAAAGGUUUGCAGGCUAAGUAGAUAAAGACGGCCGAGCGUAGCGAGGCCAGAUAGGGAUACGCGGCCGGCAACCCCGUUACUCGCCGAGAUUUUUAUAACUAGUUAUUCCUUUUCUCAACCUUGCAAUGAUAUGUUGACAUGACUUAUUUCUAGGUCCGAAAAUACUACGUAUUCGGUGCCACACACAUGUACAUGAGUGAAAACGAUAUGUAAAGCAACCCUUCGUUUCCCGGCUUCUAUAGUAAUGUACUAAACUUAAAACCUCGUUGCGAUUCCACCAGAUAUGUUCGAAGAUGCGUAUCGAGGGAUGCGUUUGUUAAGAACCGUCACUCAGCAUGAAGUUCGCUACGCAUCCUCGCACAUCUCUGGUGGAAACGUCGCUAAACGUAGAAUAUUAUUAUUGGGUCAAUAGAAAAUCACUACACAGGCCAGAAAUGAUUAAUGCAAAAAUAGUAAACGUAUAUGCUACGGUGAUUUUAUUUACUUCAGUGUCUGGGGUAGAAUAUUCGAGAUUUGACGAAGGGUAUCCUACAGGAUUAUAUUCAGAAUGUCCAGGGUCAUCAAAACCAGUCAUCAUCAAGCCACAGACUCUAAAAAAGCUUUUCAUAUCAGUAUUAGGCGAAGGCCAUACAGGAUACACGGGACAUUACAACUACUAUGGCAUGAACCAGUUAGCGAAGAGUCCUGACAUAGACUUUAGAAAGAAGACUUGGAUGUACGUAGGUGGAUACUUCUCCACGAAUUCGUUGAACUCCGGUCGGAAUCUGGGCUAUGAUUACAAAGCUAGGGGAUACAACGCACUUUCUCUUGAUACGUUUCAAUUCACGACAACUUAUUAUCCUCAGGCCGCACGCAUCAUACGAGCUGUUAGUAAGCAUGCAGCGGAAAUGCUGGUGAAGUUGACACGCCUCGGUCUUGACCCUAAAAAACUCGAAAUCACAGGCAUGAGUCUCGGCGCGCAAACUAUGGGCUUCAUAGCCAAGAACUACCGGCAGAUGACCGGCCAAAAUAUAUCUUUGCUCACUGCAUUGGACGGAGCUGGACCAUGCUUUAGACAUCUUAGGCCUGAUGAAAGAUUGGAUAAAUCUGACGCAGAUUUCGUUGUGAGCGUUCUUACAACCAUGGACAUAUCAAGUAUAUCUGUUCCUUACGCUCAUGUAACUUUCUAUGUUAAUGGAGGAGCAUUUCAAGAAGGGGAUAUCGCUUGGCUACCCUGUGAUGCCUUGUGUAGUCAUGUAAGGGCAUAUUUCGUCUGGUGGGCAGCUGUGGUAUAUCCCAGUGCUUUUAUAGCUGUGCGUUGUGAUAACGUUCAGCAAGCUAGAGAUGGGGACUGUUACGAUUUGCAGCCAAUGGUGACGAACACAAUGGGCCUGCUUACUGACAAGAGCAAACCAGGGAUUUAUUAUCUGCGUACGACUAACAGGUGGCCUUAUGCUUUGGGAAGGCGAGGCUUGAAGAAAGCUUAAAACGCGAUAACGUAAAUCGUCAUAUAGUAACAACAGAGGCUUUGAAUGAUACAGACAGAGAAGUUUCAUGUUAUAACACAGGUAUACUCUUUUCCCGCCCACCAUACAAGAGAAAAAAUGCAAUGACAUGUCAAUAAAGAUUGUAAAAUUA
Molecule: messenger RNA, 1781 nt
Organism: Cydia pomonella (codling moth)
Lineage: Eukaryota; Metazoa; Arthropoda; Insecta; Lepidoptera; Tortricidae
Product: phospholipase A1 member A-like
Exons: 3
Coding region: 500-1630 (376 amino acids)
Molecular function (GO): lipase activity
Source: RefSeq, a predicted model, not a curated record